This is a messenger RNA of Babjeviella inositovora NRRL Y-12698, 781 nucleotides long. RefSeq lists its product as uncharacterized. The transcript has a single exon. The record is from RefSeq and is a predicted model, not a curated record. The coding region runs from base 99 to 506 and encodes 135 amino acids. Lineage: Eukaryota; Fungi; Ascomycota; Pichiomycetes; Serinales.
GAGCGGGUUAAAGGCUAAAUUAUAGGACUAUAGGUAACUAUGACGGAUACAUGCUCCUUUAAAAGUAUCAUAAACGUAGGGCUUGCAACCAUGCAUGUAUGUUUUAUGGAAAUAUGUCACAGGUCCUUCGUGUGCAGUUGAAACCCUGUUUUAAUCAACAGAGACAGAAGCGCGUUCUGGGAAUUAAACAGAAUAGCAGAAUAAAUAGACUGACCGGGCGAGAUUUGGAGUGGAACGCGCACGGCCUUGACGAAGCAUUGCUUCGCUAUUUCGCUUGGAACAGAGGGUCGCAUAAAUGCCCGGUAAUCGCGCCUGUCUAUGCAGGUUUCAACCAAACCUUAACAAAGAAAGGAGUUGGGGGGGGCCUUAAAAUGACAAGCCUUGACGGUGGCAUGGCCUCUAUCAUGAAUAGCUCCAUCGCCUUUUCCAGUUCUCAACCUACAUGUCAACACCUUGUAUGCGGCAACCCAGUCGCCAAAUAUACUAAAAGACAUGCCUCAGUGUAGAGCAACGUUUGAUAAAGGUUCCCUUACUAGCACGCAGACCAAGCAUCUCCCGUGUAGAUGGACCUAUACAGGAAACGUCUGUUGCAUAAACGCGACGCGUUUUCCACGUAGUGCAGCCAGAUUUAUAAGUGCGCAUGCGUUGCACGUGAUAAAAGAGCACGCGGUUUCUGCCCCUCCGCGUAUAAGUUCACUCUAAAAAUGGAUAAUUUUUCCAUUGUAAAUCCUUCUUGGUACAAUUUUACUCAACCAUAAGGUGAAGAUAGAGAAAAAGUUUU